AUAAUGUAAGCAGUCCGAUGAAAACGAAGUUGUAAACUCUGUGCGCCAGUACAGUGUUAGUAGGCGCCUCCCGGCCCCACCUCAGCUCCGGCUCCCUCCCGCGGGGGCGACUCCCCUCCCCGCAGGAAGUGGCUGCAGAUCGUCCCGUACUCAGUCGCAGGAACCGCGGAGCCUCGCUGCGGCGAAAAUGACAUGAGAGGCUGGGGGCGAGAGCCUCUGAGCCCCGGCAACUUCUUCGCUUCUUGCUCUAACGCGAAUUUCCACCGACUCUCCAGCAGCCGUGCUGGCCGGGCUCCCUCGCACCAUGGCCAACGUAAAAGUGGCCAUUCGGGUCCGGCCCCUCAGCACAAGGGAGAGUGCGGAUGGGGGACAGAUCUCGGUGCAGGUUGAGAACAAAGUGGUGCAAAUCAGAAACAUCAAGCUGGAUGGGCGAAUAGAUGGUCUAGGGGACUCCAGGGAGAAGCUGAUGGAGUUCGGGUUUGACUACUGCUAUUGGUCUGUUGAUCCUGAGGCCCCAGACUAUGCUUCUCAGGAGGUGGUGUUUCGGGACCUUGGUGCACCCGUGCUGGCAGGGGCAGCUGAGGGUUACAACGUGUGCCUGUUUGCCUAUGGGCAGACCGGCUCAGGCAAGACCUACACCAUGAUAGGCACACCGACAUCAGUAGGACUGACUCCCAGGAUCUGUGAGGGCCUCUUUACAAGGGAUGACCGUUACCCUGAGGGACAGAACUCCUGCAGAGUCGAAAUCAGCUUUCUUGAAAUCUACAACGAGCGUGUGCGAGACCUUUUGAGGCGCCCGGAGCAGAAGAAGCCCUUCACACUCCGUGUCCGGGAGCACCCGGAGAAGGGACCCUAUGUGCAGGGCCUGUCUCAGCAUGUUGUUUCAGAUUACAAACAGGCAGUGGAGCUCUUGGAGGAGGGAAUUGCAAACAGAAUCACGGCCGCCACUCAUGUCCAUGAUGCCAGCAGCCGAUCUCAUGCCAUCUUUACCAUUCACUACACCCAGGCCAUACUUGAGAACAACCUGCCUUCAGAAAUUGUCAGCAAAAUUAACUUGGUAGACCUGGCUGGGAGUGAGAGGGCUGAUCCACACUACUGCCGGGACCGGAUCACAGAAGGCUCCAACAUCAACAAGAGUCUGGUCACCCUGGGAAUCGUCAUCUCUUCUUUGGCCCAGAACUCCCAGAUGUUCAGCAGCUGUCAGAGCAUCAACAGUGUGGCAAGCGAGGGGGAGGGCAGCACGGCAGGCAGUCACUCCAGCUCCCUCUCAGGCGGGGGGCGGCGCUCCUGCUACAUCCCCUACCGGGACUCUGUCCUCACCUGGCUGCUGAAGGACAGCCUGGGCGGCAACUCCAAGACCAUCAUGAUAGCCACCGUCUCCCCCUCCAGCAGAAGCUACAGCGAGACACUUAGCACACUGCGCUACGCCGCCCACGCCAGAAAUAUUGUGAACAAGCCCCGCGUCAACGAGGAUGCCAAUGUGAAACUGAUCAGAGAGCUGCGUGAGGAGAUUGACAGACUGAAGGCCAUGCUGAUGAGCUUUGAAAUGCGGAACCCUAGCCCCUCCUUCAGUGAAGACAGGGAUGGCAACCUCUCAGACAUUGUGCUGCAGAACGAACUGAAGAUCGAGCAGCUGACUAAGGACUGGAGCAACAAGUGGCGGGACAGGCAGGAGCUGCUGGAGCAGUACAGAGUGGACAUCAACAGGGACAGGGCCGGAGUGCAGAUAGACUCCCACUUACCUCACCUCAUCGCCCUGGAGGGGGACAUCCUGAGCACUGGCGUCACGCUCUACCACCUCAGGGAAGGAGUGACCAGAAUUGGAUCAAAUGAUGAACAAGAUGAAGCUCACAUAGUUCUGCAGGGUCCGGCCGUGGACGGAGUGUGUUGUGAGAUCGUGAACGAGGGAGGGGUCGUGACCCUGCGGCCUGUGAAAGGGUGCAUCUGCGUAGUGAAUGAGCGAGAGGUGACAGAACCAAGCCGCCUGGCCCAAGGGGCAGUGAUUGUACUGGGGGGGGGACACCGGUUCCGCUUCAACCACCCGGCAGAGGCGGCCAUCCUGCGGCAGCGGAGACAGACCAGUGAGGUUUUCCUCAGCUCCAGAGAGCUUCUGUCCCGCCACCCUGAGACUAGACCCAGUCUUCCCUGGGACAGCAGGAGAGAAUCUGUCCUGGCACCUCCAGGGAAGGGUCUUGAAGACUCUGGGGCCGGAGGAGGGGGCUGCUGGGAACGGAGCGAGGCUGGGGCGGGGGGCGCCCCUAGGCGGCAGCUGGCGGAGCAGCAGCGCUACGUGCAGAGCCUGCGGGAGGAGAUCCAGUCCGCGCAGCGUAGGGCGGAGAGGGACCUGGAGUGGGAGCAGGCGCACCUCCAGCAGCAGCACAGGGACAAUCAGCAGUGGAUUCAGCAGGAGUCACAGCGGCUGGCCAACGAGGAGAGGAAAACAAGUGAGCUGGGAGUGCAGACAGACCCCACUUGGGGCUCGGAGGCUGGGGUCCAGGUCAUGCAAGGGUCAGGGGUAUGUGAGACCCCUCUUGGCAAGAGGAAGAAGCUGGUCCAGCAGGAGCUGCUGCGGCACCAUGCGCUCCGCAGGUCGGAGUUUAGGGUUCGCAGGAAGAGGCUAAGAUACCAGCUUGAGAAGAUUGCCCGCAAGCGGCACUUUCUGGAAGCCAAGAGGGAACUGCAGCAACUGGAGAGUGCCUUUGCCCUCAGCAGGGAGAGCCCCACAUCUCCAGAUCUCACGACCGAGCUCGGAGGAGCAGUCCCUCUCCUGCGCCGGCACUCCUUCUCCGCGGAUCUGCUCUCCCGUCUCUAUCCCAACCAAACCCCCAUCUACAGCCAUUUCCUUGCAAGGAACAAGUCCACUGAGCUACCUCCUCCCUCUGGUCAGUUUAAGUCUUCUGCCCUACGGAAAUGGCUGUCUGAAGAGUGCCUUCCAGCAGCAUCUGCAAAGAGGAUGAGGAAUUGUUCUGAGACAUCCACCACAGGACUUGGUCAGGUUUUGAGAUGUGAAAUGGGUUCAGUGGGAAACCAGAAAUCCCAGCAAACAACUCCUCCAUGCCCAGAUUCCAGCAAAGGUAAAGGAAGAGCUUUAUCCAAAAGCAGCAAAACAAAAUGUCAGGAGCCCACGAGGAGCUCAUCCAAGGGAGCAAGGAUUUCUACAAAAGGCAAUAAAGGCCUGGAAAGAAUAAGAAAAGCACUUUCACAAUCAGUAAGUCCAGGAAUCAGAACUGCACUGUCUAGAGUAUUUAGAAAACCACCCACAGGUAUAUUUAUAAAUAGAGGUGCUAAGUCUGUUAAAAAAAUAAGUUGCAAGUUGACUAAGAGUUUGGACAGCAAGACUGCAGAGAAGUGCCUCACCAAAAUGGCAUCUUGUGAAGAUCUGGACCAUCUUAGCAAGGCUGGAGCAGACUGCUGGCAUAAGCGCUGGCAUAGUGCAGACUUUCUGACUGGAGGAAUCAGACAGGGUACAGGUUGGGAGCUGGGUGAGGAGAAUGAAGAAGAAAGGUCCUCUGAUUCUGACAGCAUGUACUCGCUGGAUUCCCUUUCAUCAGCAUAUACCAAAGCCUUGGCUGAGCAACUAAAACAGGAAGACGCAGACCAGCUGGUACAAAGCGAUGAAGAGAGCAUUGACAGCCAGAUGUCACAAGACUCCUUGGUGACCAAUGGAGAAAGGAAGCAAUCUGAGAGACCAGCGGUGGCUCUGUCAAAUACAGAACCUUGUUCAUUUUUCGGUAACCCAUAUUCAGCAGGUAACUCUCAUUCCUGGCAAGCGAGAAGAGUCUCACUGGAUAGUCUGGCUGGUGAUGAAGAAAGAGAUAUUAACUUUUCCCCCCUUGGCUCUGCUACAUCUGAUGAAAUGCCUGUUGAAAUUUACUGGAAACGCCAGAGUCCACGAAUAAAAGCUGGCAUUAAUACCAAAGCUCUUAAGGAAAACGCGUUUCUGCAGCAGAUGAAGCCCUUGUUUUACCAAGGAGGAGAAACUAAGGAGGAAACUGGAGAGAGGGUUUGUAAGUUGAGAGAUGAUCCCUGUUUGAAAACAUGUCCAUCAUCAGCCAAUUGGCGGACAUAUUCCAGAGAGGAGGAAAGUUUGCUGGCUCUUACAGAUGCCUGGUCUUCAUCUGAGACUAAUGAAAGCCCCAGGAUUCUUCAAGAUACAAAUCAAGAGGUUGCCAACAUGGUAAAGGGCAGCCCAAAGAGAGGUGCUGAAUUGUCAGAUUCAAUGAGUAGUCUGCUUAGUUCUGGAUUUGAAAGAGAUAUAUCUAAUGCCUGUACAUUAGACAGUAACACAACCCUAAAGGAACAAAGUUACUGGGAUUUAGAGUAUUGCACGAACAUGGAAACCAUCCUGGGCAAUACAUUGAAAUCAAAGACUCUGCCAUCGAUUCCAGUUUCAUUCGGAAAUGAGAUUGCACUACAGGGGCAGCUUUUGACUUCUGAACCUGGAAUAAAUGAAAAAUGUUCAGCCGUAGCAGAAUGUAGAUCGACAGCAAAAGAGGUUCCUGUCAUAGAAUCUGAAGUUACAAAAUUCAAUUCUGAUUCAAACUGUGCUGAGGAGAAAGAGAAUCACCCUGAGAAAGAGGUUCAUGCAAAGCUCACAUGUUCCUCAGUGAUCCUUCCAUCUCUUGGUUCCAGCAAUAAUGACCUCCAGGCAUCAAACAGGACAGUCUCAAUGGAGCAUUCUGAUCAUUUACAUGCUUUUAUUUCUUCAGGCUUACUGUACAUUGAUCCUGCUGGUGAUACUCAUUCACAUUCUAGCAGUGGCAAUCUUUCAGAAUCCUCUUAUGAAGACAACCAAUCUGUUUCUGGAGGCACUAGUAAAAUGAGGAGUGAUUGUACAGUUAAAUCAGAAAAAGCAAUUCAAAAACAUGUUAGUGCACAGGAUAAUGAUGUGAUUCCUCAGUCUCAAUUGAUCACCAAAAUUGCAUGGCAGAUACAGUCUCAAUGGACCUUUAAAGAUGUAAACAUAGAUGAGAGCAUGGAUUCUCCAUUAUCAUCCCAUGAACAAGAGACAGAAAGGUUUCUGUGGCAUGAAUCUCAUUCUAAUACAGUAUUUAGUGGAUCGAGCCCUCAGGUCAGCAUGAAAGUUAACACUAACUCUAAUAUUAACUGUCUCAGUAAUCAAAGCAGUCCGAUCGUUAAGGAAGUAUACUUUCAGGAUGCAAUGAGUGAACUGCAGAAUGGAACUGGGAAUCUGCAGGAUAAUGGAGUCGUUCCCAUGACUUCAAGAAAUGUAGCAAGUCCAGAUUAUACCUCAACAGGCAAAGACCAGAUCGAUUCCUUCCAUCCUGCUGCUUGUGAUUUCUCUUUAGGGUCACACGUAGUCACACCCCCACUGGAGAGUAAUAAUGAGGAAGAUGCAGACCAAAAGAAUGCACUGUCACAAGAGAAGUACCAAGAGUCUCCACCUGUCAAUUUGGCUCUCUGUCGCAGUGAAAUACAGCAAGUAAAGGAAAAGAUGGCAAGAGUUAGGAACUUUGAAGGUGCACAGAAAGCUGUAAUGAAGGAAAACCCAAAAGAGCAGAAUAAGACACAGUGUAAAAUUCUGCAGAGUAGCUUGGAUAGAACACAAGUCAAGGGAGAGGAUGUUUCCAAGAGUAAAGAGAAAGGCAGUUGCGAGUCAAAAGAACUCAAAGAUGAUUCAAUGGGAAAAGCCGAGAAGCAGUGUAAGCCUGGUCCAGGCAUAAUGUAUACAACUAGAAUUGAUGGUCAGAGCUCCAACACAUCAGAACAUAAAGCUCCUGAGGUGUCCCACCUGGAAAAUACUACAGUAGAAUUUAGAAAAGACAGCUGGAAAAACCCAGUGGAAUGUAGUAAAAUAAAGACAAAUCUGGAAACUACAGAAAGAGUGAAUAUUCUGAACUGUCGUACUAUUGUACAGGACAGUCAGGUAUCUGCAGAAGUCACUGGAAAGGAUUGCAUCGUGAUAUUAGAUAGCACUGAAAAAAAAAAUGAAUUAAGUGAGUGUAGCAAAGAAGACAUGCCCAGAGUAACCAGGGUGGUAGCAACUGCAACUACAAGUGACAGUCAAAAGUCUGACACCACUAGUAGACCUUAUAGUCUUCUCCAGAAAACACUAACAGAUCCUGGUGAAAUUCAGGAUGUUCGUGGGGAGCAGUGCAGAAUUCAAAGUGUACUGGAGUGUGAGAAGGAAGAGCUCGCACCAACGAAGAAACAAUCUUCAGUGGCAAACCCAGAAAAUGGAAACAAGACUCUAAAAAGCAGAGAGGACAUAGACAAGAUUCAAAUGAUGAUUAACAAAGAAGGAAGCACAUCAGGUUUAAAACAUUCCAAGUCAGAAACCCCAGAGAUUGCCUGCUUUUCAGUUGACCAGAAGAUCUCUGAAGUAGUGAAAGAACAUAUGGACUGUUUAAUGAAAGAGAGCAAGGAAGGCAUUAUUCAUGGAAGAGAGGGGGAACAUGAGGUGGUGAUGGGUUGCAGUGAGUCAAAUCAUCAUAGCGAACAUGAAGUCCUGAGUGAACAGGAACUCCGUCCUUUCUCAAGAGAAAGCAGACCCCCUCUUGCAGGGAAUCUUGUUUCCUUGGACAGUUGUGAUUCUUGUGCUUCUCCAGAAAAUGAUCUUGAUGAUUUGUGUAGCUCUCCACAGCCCUGCCAUUCACAUUUCCAAACAUCACAUUCUCCUCUUGUUUGUGUCCUUAAAGAUGCAUACGUCAGAGUUGAUAUGGCAAAUUUUGACCUUGAGGGCAAAGAUCUUUCCAGCUUACCACUUUCUUCCCAGGACCAAGAAGUCCUGGAGGUGAAAAAAGACAUAGCAGGUCUGACACAAGGACAUGACAGGGAAAACAAGCCUGACCAAAACACUCCGAAAAAGAAAGAACCCCAGUCUUCUGAAAGGAUGAACUACGUUCAGAUUGGAAACAGUGGAAAUAGCAGUACAAAUGUGUUUCAGCAGACAGCAGAAGAAAAGCAUGGCGUUUCAAAACAGGGCGACAACCAAGAAUCUGCAGACUCAAACUCAAAAGAGACAGAAGAGAGCCACCCCAAAGCCCCAGAAGGAAAUGAGUCUCAAGGUUUGGGCUAUGCAACAAAGAAAGCAAAAGAGAUCUCUAGUGUUGUUGAGAAGGAUUUCCAACACUUAACAAAAUUCACGGGUAAAGUCAGCAGUAGUUUUAGAAAAAAUAUUGAAGGCACUCUAACCAGAUUAAAACCUGUUUCAGUGCAAACCGCGGAAAGCAAUACCUCAGAUGAAAAGAGAAGUAUAGAAGGAACACAGGAAUUCAGAGGAGGAACAGGAAGUAUAACGGAGUGGGAAAGAGAUGGUGAGGAGGAAAGUAAAGAAUACUUAUCAGAAGACCUUCUGUGUCCUUUUGUAGAUGUCACUAAGAAUGAAUCAUUAGAUCACAGAGAGCAAGACUUGGAUAGACCAGAGGGUGUCAGGGAAGCUGAACUACAACCAGAAGGCUGCUAUUUAGAAAAUGUCGCCAGUUCAUCCAACCCAGAAUAUUCUUGGGAGUUUAAGAGAGAUCUGGAUGUGAAUGCCUCUAUGCCACUGUCAAGCAGCAAUACACAGAAUGGCCCAGGUGCCCAAGAUUAUUUAGAUAUUAGGAUGUCAAAUUGGACGGUUCCAUUUGAUCAGGCUGUCCAGCCUAUGGUUAACAGAUCCUCCCAAGCACUUUCUUUGUCAACAGAUUUCAGGAUACAGUCUAAGCCUGAGCCUGAAGAAUCACCAGCUUUCACUGCUCAAAUUGAAUUUGAUCGGAUCCUGAAAUCUUCAUCGUACAAAAGCUUUGCAAAAUAUGGGUGUGCUGACAUGGCCAAAAAUGGUGGUGAAUAUGCAUUGAACUCUCUGGAGGAAGGGACUAACAGUGACGAUUCUUUUUGUGAUGUAUUUUCUAAUAAAAUAAGCUGUGCUGGUAACGUGCUCCUGAGUAGUAAAAAAGAUAACCUAUUAGCAGCUGAAUCUGAAGUGGUACUUAGAAAAGAAAUCUUAAGAGGAGCACCAAGGAAAUCACAGAUAAAUUCAUGCCAUGUCUCUGAUUUGAACAAUAUUAUACCUGCUCAGGAUGCAGGUGAGUCAGUGAUAGAUAGCAAUGCUGAAAAUGGUCAGUGGUUCUCUCCAGGACAGGACCUAGGAAGUUCGAAAAAUAUGGAAGAACAGAGAGACAAAGAAAACCGAGACGAACUACAGAGUUCCUGUCAUAUCACUAGUCCUGCUUACAUCAGCAGUGAGCAGUUCCCGGAAGGUCACAUUCACAACUCCAAAGGUAAUAUUACCCAAGCUGAAAAUAGGCCUUUUAAUAACAAACUACCAUCUAUCCAUGUAACACCUGUUACAUAUUUCCCUGAAAGUCAGGUUUCAUCCCACAAUUACUGCUCAAGCCAUAAGAACCAGGAAGCUAAAGAAUGUAUUUAUGUUAUGGAGCCAGGUCUAGAUGAGAAUAUUAAGGUGUUGAAUGUUUUUGAAGCAUCUUUAAAUUCUCAAGUAUCAGAUUAUGAAAUAAUCUGCUUGAAGGACAGAUCAACUGGGCUUCAGGAGACCAGCAAGUCUACUUGUUCAGCACAGGAUUCACCAGUUUCUUUGGAUCUGACUGCUACUCUCCCCAGGACUGCAGACAACAGCUCAUCUCCUGACUCCCACAUCAGUGCUGCAGAGAAUGAUAGCCUACUUUUACUUUGUGGGCAUGGCUCUGAAGAGCACAGUAGUGCCCAGGCAAAAAAGUACCAUCUGAAAAGGGCAGGUGACCACAUUAUUGGAGAAACACAAAGUUUUAAGAGAAAAAUCAUGGAGAGUGGUCCACAAACUGACAAUUCUACACAGAGCUGUGAACAACCUACAAGUAGCACACUAGUGGCCAAUGCCACUACAUGUCCUGUAGAGGAAAGUAUUAUUCCACCCAAGUUGCUUUCUUCUUCACAGUGUGAUAGUGCCAUGGAAAGCCAUGAAUCACAAACUGAAGUGCAUUAUAGCAGUGUAAGACAAAAAGAUUCCUUGGACACUGAUCAGACGAGAAUCUCUCAGUGUAAAAAAGACAACAGUGGUGACCACCACAAGACAAAGCAGAAACUGAAAAGAGUUGAUCCACAGACAUCACUAAAAGAGAGCUCCUCAUCACCAGAGUCCAGUCUCAGUUUAUCCGAGGAGCCAUCUCUAGACAGGCCCUUAGCGGCCUUGUCCAGGCAUGGUGCUCAGAAGCACAGCGUGGAUAGCUGCAAGGAAGAAUGUUGCUCUCUUCUACAUAUACACAGAGUGUCAUCCCCUGUAAUUUCUGUGACACCCCAUGAAGGUGGCUUUGCUUUUGAAACUAGCACAAACUCACACCAGAGUUCCCGUAUUGUGUGUGCACAGUCUAACUCAGAAGCCAAUGAAGGUAGUUGUGUAGAGCACAACGCUAAGACGAAGCAUAAGCCAAGCCUUAUACUAACAGGAAUUCAAAGGACAUCUUCAAUAGAAAAUGCUCAGUUAUCGACAAACAAAAUAAAGGACUACACAACUGUUGGGCCUCUCUCUGUGUCUGUGAGCUCAGAUGAAGAGAGAAAAGCUCUACCUUGUUGUUCAAUAGGUGAUGGAUCAGACCCCUACCUUAAUCACCAGGGACAAAACUCAAAAUCCCAAGAUCAAGGAGGAGUGCAUCUGCCUGAUGUAAAGGAUGCAAUGCAUUUUAGUUCCAGUGAUAUCAACCCCUUUGUCCACCCAUGGCAGGAGAAAGAGGCCAACAGAGUGACCUUUAAAAAUCAACCGUUUGGGAGUGUCAGUGAUUUCUCUUCCCAGUCAUUUGACUGUGGUACCCAAGGAGUCGCACGGUGCUGUAGUGUCGACAAUGUCUUAAAUAUUCAGAACUCUCCUUUUCACUCCCAUUUGAGCUCUUUUGCCAACACUAGAGGAAUUUCCAGCACCCUUAGUAGCAUGGAAGACUUUCAGAGGCAAGACACCUUUGAAUAUAACCAUAGAGGUGGCAGCUAUCCUUCCUGUCAAGAGGUACUGGAUUCAGGGAGCUGUAGUAUUGGCUCUGGAGAUCUUGGCAACAGCUCGAUUCAAGUCGAUGAAAUUAUGGUCCUCUAUUCCUCAGAGCCUGAGUCGACAGUAGGUUCCUGCAAAGGCACUCCUAGGUUGACCUGUGAACAUGGCACCCAGACUUCAGCUGAUUGUUGGAAAAGAAAGAAAAACCGUCACAAAAGAAGCAGCACUCAGGUACCUGUUUCUCAGAGAGUACCUGAGGAGAAUGGUGAUGAACAGCCUACUUCGUGGGCAAGCCUGCAGAACAUGUCUUUCCAUCUUUCUCAGCUUAUUCAUAACACCUCGGAUCUGCUUGGAAAUAUAAAAAAUGUACAAGUCAAAGAUGCCUCGCACCUCACACCUAGCAGGCCUAAGCUCUUUGGUGCAUUUUCAGAGAGAAGUAGAAGGAGGGACAGCUCCACACAGACUACAGUUGAUGUUGGCAUUCAGACAGAGAAAAUCUUCAAAUCAACUAGUAAGUCAACGAACAAAACAGUGCUGGCUGAGGAACGCACAAAACCACCGGAAGUCAGCGUUAUCGUAAAAGUGAUAGGUUCAGAGGUACUUGACAUUUCUCAGGAAAACAAAGACAUUACACUAGCCUUGCAAGACCAGGAAAAAAGGACAGCGGUGAAGAUCCAAAGCAUGCCAGACCUACGCAAGAGCAGCUCUGCUGUUUUGCUGCCAGAAACAACAAUGGGUGCUGUCCCACUAAGUAUUCGAACUUCAACACCUUCUCUAGAGACUGUUAACCAGAAUCACUUGCCAUUCAGUCCCAGAAUCUCUCCUGUCACAUCCCCCGCCUGUAUUUCUGCAUCAGAAGAUGGCACCAAUCUGGAAGUCUCUAGGAUGACCAGUUGUUCCUCACAGUUCACUAGAUCUGACAACCAGAUGCACCCAAGGGAAAAUUCUGUACACAACAGUCCAUGCAGAAAUACAUCUUCAAGACAAGUAUGUUUGAUAGAUCGUGCUUCUUCACCCAUUCUAACAGUUGAGGCUGGAGUUAACUCUUGUAUGGUUAGGAGCAAAUCUGUUCAGUGCCUUGCAAACCACGAGACGUCUGAAAAAGUGUUCAUAGAAGACUCUUUCAGGCAGCAAAAGAGAAAUCGGUCAGCCUCAUGGUAUGGAUUCCGACAUAAAGAUGGAAGAAUCCCAUCUGAGCAAAAAGUGUCAGAAGACCAUUAUCAUGAUGGCAAUCAAUUAAGUAAGAGGCUUGCAAAUAGACCCAUCGCCAACACCUCCACUGCAGACAACUUCAGUAACCCAUGUACAGGAGAGAGGGAAAAAUACUCUUCUGUGAAUACUGUUCACAUGCGAGGCUUUACAAAACAAGAUUCUGGCAACAGAUCAAAUUACACUCUAGAUGGACAUGGGAGGAAAAUUGUCAAUAGGUCCCAGUGUAUUGCUCAUCCUCCUGGGUGCCAGAUAGGGAACUUGAGUUCUAGACAGUCAAGGGUGUCUUCCUGGUCUCGGCAACAAAGUGGGAACACAAAAAACCUUGCUCUCUCAAAACAAAAACCAGCUGAAAGUCAGCUCCUGUCCAGCAAGCUGGAGGAAAAGCCCAGGAGGAAACCACAACAGUUUUCUGGCCCUGAAUGCGAACUAAAUAACAGAAGUGGUGAAGGAUACCAGACUUCAUCUGAAGAUGGGGAGCGAUGGAGGAGCCCAUGUGAGCCUUCUGAAAUGAGUGAAAGAGCCAUCCAUCUUCAGGAUGAUGACACCAUGUCAGUGGCUCCUAGCGAGUGCAACACAGACGUCCUUCUCAAUAUAAACCCUCUGGCAGAUGACUCUCCGGACUCUCAGGGAAACUGCAGGUUGCCUGAAGAUUUACCAAUGCACAACAAGUUUACCAACUGGUCAGGUGUUCACUACCGACCUCCUUCAAGUCUGAACAGUAGUGUGGUGAUGGGGCUGGGGAAAUCCCAGCCCAGGAAGACAAAGAAGGAGAAAUCUGGUAGCAUAGCUAGUGGCUGUUUGGAUUCAAGAGAGCCAAAGGAUGAGAGGGCCAGAGAAAUUGAGAGGCUGCGGAAGGAGAGGGCACAAGUCAUGGCAGCAGUUCGCUUAGAUCUGAACCCUCACCAGCUGACAGUGGAGUUGACAGAGGCCAAGCUCAACUAUGGCCUGGGAGAGACAGACACUCUUCUGAAGCUGCUGCACACUGGGGCUGCUGAAGAGUCCUGCCCAAUGCCCACCAAAGAGCAGCUGUAUGAUAGACACAAGAAGAGCAUUGAGGGGCUGCGACAGGAGAGGGAGACUCAGCUCCAGAGAUGCAGACGAGCCCGCAGCCUGAGCCCCAGCAAGCAUCCUUUUGCCCAGGGACAGGGUGCAGCGCUGCUCCCGAAGGACCCUGACACGCCCAGCCGGCACAGGGAAUACCUGCAGCAGUUACGCCAGGGCGUUGUGGACAGCACCCGGAUCCCGCAGCCCAAGAGGCUAAUGGCACAGUGCCCCUCUGAGAUAGAGCUGUUGUUGCGGGACUAUGGGAAGGCACGUGAAGAGGCAAAGACAGAGAUCGCUCGUGCCCGAGACCGACUCAGAAAAAGGACAGAGCAAGAGAAGAAGCGUCUGCAGCAGCAGGCCCUGUCCCAGAUUCUCAGGGCCCAGGAUGAUCUGCGGUUCAGGACAAGGAUCAGCACCAGCACACUCUGUACUGGAUCUAGCUUAAGUCUGUCUUCUGGCCCCACCUCAGGCUACAACAGCAGUAACACUGUUGCGCCAAUAGAGGGCACCACACUAGCACUGCAGGCUGCUGAGUCCUCAGAGGAGCGGGCAGAGAGGGUCAGGGGUCGGCCCACAGUGAGGGGCUCCCAGUGCUCGGAUGCCCAGCGCCAGUGGCUGUCUGCUCACGAUGUCCGUCUGGAGGGCCCUGGCUUUGAGAAUAGUGCCCGGCAGCCUCUGGUCCCAAGAGUCAGGGAGAGGACCCGGUCUGUCAACUCGAUCUCGUCUGUGUCGGGAGCCUAUCAGGAGAUAGCCGCAUGUACAGUUGCCUGUGCUAUGGCAGAGAUCCGAUCUGCUUCUGAAGGAGACCUGGGAAACUUAUUCUCAGGGAACUCUUUGGGAGGCUGGAAGUACCAAGGGCUGGAGCAAGGGGUGCUGGUGUACUACAAGCCUUUCUCCAGCCCAUCCAUGCACGGCUUCCUGGGGGCAGCUGUGAUCAAGCAGCCUCUGUACAGCGUGUGGUGUAUGAUCAGGGACCACUCCAAGACUCACCUUUACCACAGAGCUGUCAAGACAGCACAGGCCACAAGGCUGGACAGCACCACACAGCUGGUGUAUGUGGUGAUGGACACUUCAGUGUGCUACCUCAAACAGCCCCGGGACUUCUGCUGCAUCAGCGCUGAGGACAAGCAGGAAGGCCAGUUUGUGCUGGCGAUGCGCUCCAUAUACGAUGAGAGCCUGCCCCGCCCUGGCACAGAGAUGGUGCGUGGAGAGCUGCUGCCCAGCGCCUGGGUACUGCAGCCCCACACCCGUGAUGGGAAAGAGGUCACCAGGGUCAUCUACAUGACACAGGUCGAUCUGGGGACUCCAGUCCUUCCACAGCCCCUGCUGGGCUCAGUGGCCAAGAGGCAGGCGAUGGUUAUAGCAGAUCUGGACAGCUUUUUCUCUUUCUGAGACCAGCAGCUUUCAUCCGCAAGCAGGGCUGCCAAGAUGGACAAGGAAAUCCUCCUAAGUGUGCUUGGAUGGUUUGCAGGUUGACCUAAAGGUCAGAAUCCAUGCAGCCACUGAUGCACCUCUAAGACCCAUUUGAAGAAAGUGCUUCUGCAUUUACUCUAUACCUUUCAUGAUUUGCUACUUAUAGAAGCCAUAAAGCAGACAGGGAUGUAAAGACACUAAUCACAAGGCAAAACCAUAUGAUGUAUUUGCCAUAUGAAAUAUGAAGCAGAUAGUUUUUGUUUAUUUUGAUCAGAGAGUAUACCUUAAACACUUAACUUUCAGUGCUUAGUCAUGAUGAACAGAUAACAACCCAUGAUAAUAUAUAUACAGUAUAUAAUACGGACAAUUGCUCUACUGAAAUUGCUGCGUUGCUGUGCCUACUAGGGCUGCUUCAGUCUCUAUUUUCCAGCAGUCAUCUCUGAGGAGGAAAUAAAGCUUUUAGAGAACGUUUCAGUGACUGGGAACAUUUUCCUCUCAAGCAAAGAGUGCUAAGUUCACAGAGACCAAAAAAAUCCUGGUUUCUAUUUCAGUAGUUUUUAAUACUAUUUUUAAGCACUGCUGUGUUUAAUUCAAGUCAGCAGUACCUUCAUUGCAGAUAUCUAAGAUAUUGUGGACUGAACAUAUUGUGCCAAAGAUAAGCAAACUCUUGAAAGCACAUGGAACACAGAUUGUCAUACUGGACCUUUCACAAAACAUUCUGUUAGAAGUCUAAACCACUAAAUAUAAACUACAUACCCUGCAGCUCAGUCUUUAAAGAGAGCUGCGUAUAACAUCGGCACUUCACUGUGAUUUCUUGCUUUACUAGUCUGAUGUCCUAUUACAUGUUUCAAAUAUGAUUUUCUGUUGCUGUUGUAAUAAAAAGACUCCAUUAAGUGGUGUGCUGCAAAAAACACAAUUGUAGUGAAUCAGAAAAGACUGAAUUGAAAUUCAAACAAUAAGUGGUGGAGAAUCACAGUUAUACAGACCUUUUCAGUGAAUGACUCAGUUUUGUGCAAACCAGGUUUGCACAGUAAAACAGCUGAUAUUUACUUUUGAGAAUUUUAAUUUCAGAAUCCUUAUUUUUUGUGACAUGGAAAAUAUUUUAAACAAGCUUGAGCAGAAAUUAACAGGGAAGUACUGAUGACAUAUAUCAGUCCUUCAAGUCUAGUAUUCAUCUGUGCAAAAUGUGCUUUAGAGUCAGCGAUUCAAUGAUUAGGUCAGCAAAUAAGCAUCACCAAGAAUGUUAUGUAAUUUAUCAGACCUAAAAAACUUGAAUUUUACCUGAACUGAUUAUGUAUAUAAGUAUCUUUGUGUUUAUAUGUAUAUGUGGUUAUUUACUAUUUUCAUUCACUUAUGCAAAAAAUGUUACGAUAUUCCUGACACAGCAAGCCUUAUUAGAAAAUCACUUAAAUUCCUAUAAAUUUACUUUGGUGUUACUUCAUUGUCUGACAAGCUUUCACACUUCCUCUUACUGAAACAAUUUACCUGGAGCCUGCCGUUUGAGAAUAUUUUCAGGCAUUGUAAUAUGGAGGGGAUACCUGGAUAUGAUAUGAUAUAAUAUGAUUAGCCAUACAAAUACGUACAAACUGUUUAAUAAUCUAUAUAAUAGAUUGAGAAACACAUUUGUUUAAAUCCGUACAUAGAAUUUGUACAUAGUUUUACAUUUAACUGACUUCAGGCUUGGAAAAAUCUACUGCUUUGAGAGUAAGUGGUGUUAACAGGACUGUCAGUUCAAAAGACUGCAUCCCUCUGCAUUUAAUAUUGCAGGGUUAGACUCUGAAAUUUAGAAAUUUGUGUAGGAUAGACCAGAUUAAGCUUGUACCUCAGAGGAACAAAUAGGCUAUACAUUAUGUACUUUACAGUGCCAGCUACAGGGUUAAUAUUGUAGCUUCAAAACACACUAUAGAUUUCAAUCUGAUAUGUGCUAAUGUUGUGAAAAUGUGUCUCUGGGUUCAUUGUUACAGCUGUACCUGUACUCACCUCAUCUUCUAUAGUAAAGCCUUAAUUUGUAAAUUUAAUCUUUUAUUUUAAGGUGUGUGUAUUAAAACAAUAGCAAACUGUCUCACUGUGUUACCAAUAUAGCAUCAAACCUGAGGUGAAAACAAGUACUGUACUAUAUGAAGUAUGAACACCUCCUGACUGUGGAAAAGCUCAUAAAAAGAUAUUUGCUUAUGGCCUGCAAAGACAAGAACACUGGGCUCUCCCCCUUUGAUUGAAAGAGCAGUUUAUAAUUGCCCAUUGCCACUCUGUGAAUUCUGAUGUUAGAAUACCCUCUAGAUUGACCUAAUCUACAGUGGCUGAAAGCAUAAUAGGGAUGUGAUAGAAUAACAUGGGUCAAUGAUAAAAUAUGGAGAUCAAACAGUCCAAAAAAAAAUCCCCUAUUGUUGAUUCAUUUGAAGGCUGCAUGCUACAACACAUUAAUGUUGACAUAACUGGGUUACUCUUGGAACCUAAAAUUAAUAAUUCAAAUGAAGGCUGAUCUCUUUUAAAGAAGGAUGUACAGAUAGUUUUAUUUUUAUAAAUAUAUAUGUGUGCAAGAAUGUUUACAAGUUCAAAAUAACAAAGAUUAUUUAUGUGUUGGAGUGGAUUUUGUAUUUUUUGUAUUCUGUUCUGCUUUUUAAAAUUCGUAUCACAAGCAUUUUUGU
Messenger RNA from Lepisosteus oculatus (spotted gar), 16230 nucleotides. RefSeq names its product StAR-related lipid transfer (START) domain containing 9 (gene stard9). The record is from RefSeq and is a predicted model, not a curated record. Gene Ontology annotation, molecular function: microtubule motor activity; ATP binding; lipid binding. Gene Ontology annotation, biological process: microtubule-based movement. Lineage: Eukaryota; Metazoa; Chordata; Actinopteri; Semionotiformes; Lepisosteidae.